AUGGAGGACCCAAAGGCUAAGGAUGAUUCUUCUGUAUGUACUCGAGGUUCUCUAUUUGUCUCUGAUGAACAGAAGGUGGAAGCUUGCUCUAGUCCCGCAAAGUUGGUACCCAGCAAUAGAGAACCCAAAGAUGCAAAAACAGUUGACAUUCAUGAGAAUGGCUUAGUUAACAAUGGCAAAGUCAGUAAACAUAUUUCAAAAGAUGAGUUGCUCUGUUCAGCAUGUAAGGAGCUGCUCGUGCGACCCGUGGCUCUCAAUUGCGGACAUGUAUACUGCGAAGGUUGUGUAGUAGAUAUGAUGGAUAAAGAGAGCGAAAAGAUUAAAUGUAAAGAGUGUCAUGUUUGUGACCCAAGAAGAUAUCUCAAAAUUUGUUGGGCUCUUGAGCAGUUUUUGGAGGAAAACUUUCCUGAAGAAUACUAUUCAAGAAAAAGUGGGAUUCAGGAAACGUUGGCAAACAUUCAAAGCUAUCACAACGAAGGCAAAUCCUCAUCAGAAGAAAACAACAACAAUAAUCCUCCUUGGUGGGCAAGCCCUGCUUCUAAUGUUCACGUCGGAACUGGUUGUGAUUCUUGCGGAGUGUAUCCAAUCACAGGGGAUCGAUACAGCUGCAAAGACUGCAAGGAGGAAGUUGGUUAUGACCUUUGCAAAAACUGUUUCGAGAAUCCUUCAAAGGUUUCAGGAAGAUUCAACCAGCAGCACACUUCAGACCACAGGUUUGAGCUCGCUGAGCUUAAUGAAAGCGAGAGUGAAGAAGAAGAUAGUGAUGAGAACGAGGAAGGGCCAGUUGAAUGA
Eruca vesicaria subsp. sativa (arugula) is the source of this 792-nucleotide messenger RNA. The record is from the annotation of a GenBank genome assembly. Lineage: Eukaryota; Viridiplantae; Streptophyta; Magnoliopsida; Brassicales; Brassicaceae.